AUGUCAAAAAAUCCACAUAUGCCGUGUCGUGUAUGGUCUCGGUUUCAAUCGAGGAGGCCAGAUGGCAGUAUAUUAAAAUUACGCAUUCAAAAUGCUCCCAAUGAUCUUUUAGAAGAGAUUAUAGAAUUUAACGUGAAAUAUUUUUGUCCCGACGAAACUUUUCAAAAAGCUGCAGGGAUAGCAUCUAAUCCUGAAGCUUUAGCAGAAUAUCGAAGAGGAUUCAUACAUAUGGCGAAAAACUGGUUUAUUGUAAUUUGCUGUAAUGACGAGUCUCCAUCAGUGGAUAAAAUACUAGGAGUAUGUUCAGUUUACUUAGAAAAAGAAAAAAUGUCAUUUCAAGGAAAUGAGUUUCAGACAAAGGAAAUGCAGACAUUGUUUAAAAUAAUAGACGAAAUGAACAAAUUUGAUAAAGCAGUAAAGAAUGAAUUCGAAUACUUUCAUGAUGGGAGAGGGAUUUCCGUGCAUCCUGAGUAUAGAGGAUUGGGUAUCGCUAGAGAGUUCUUUAAAGUGAGACGUUUUCUUAUAAAUGAACAGAAUAUUCCAAUGACUUGUGGGUGGAUGACGUCUUACGGGUCCCAAAAGGCAGCCCAAAACGAUAAUUGGGAGACAAGGGCUGAAGUCAAUGUUGAGGAAAUUGAACAAAACUGUGGAGUAAUAUUUAAAGAUAACCCUACCACUUUCAAAUUCAUGAUAGCUACAGCUAAUAAUGGGUUUAAGUAA
This is a messenger RNA of Parnassius mnemosyne (clouded apollo), 720 nucleotides long. NCBI's taxonomy places the organism in Eukaryota, Metazoa, Arthropoda, Insecta, Lepidoptera, Papilionidae. The record is from the annotation of a GenBank genome assembly.